AUGGAACGCAAUGAAAUCGAGGCCGCCUUCUUUUCUCGUCAGCCCUUUGUCCGCCACGUACUUCACGAGCUUUGGACCGCCUUGCACAACGAUCCAAACAUAGAUUCGGUGCACAUCAACUCUCUCAACUCCAGGCUGCGGAAAUCCUUUCAAGAGAGACCUUUCCCGUUAUCAGAGUCGUUACAAGCACUGAAAGAAGUCGGUCUGACUCGACGAUUGACAAAUCUGCCCAAGCGCUCACAACAUGGACGCUGGUCUUUAACGCCCUGGGCCGUUGAUAGCAUUGAGAGCGAGCUCUGCAAGCUAAGAGCGCAGCAUACGACAACUCCAGCAGAAGCGAUUCUUGACCAGCUUGCAUGCGCAAAUUUGAUCAACCGAACGGACAUUCCAGUCUCAUUGUCAAUGAAGAGGCCAAACGAGUCCAUGAGUGUUAAAGGUGGUCCGAGUCGCAAGUCAAGACACAACUCUCCAGCUGAUCCCUCGAUUGUGACCAGAAGCCGCAACACUCGCCGAACACCCGGAACUGCAAGAAGACAAUCCCAAGGCAGACGAUCUCCACCGGAAGCGGGAGGCUCGCUUCAACCCAGAGCAGACACAUGGUCGUACUUGUCAUCGGAACUCAUCAGUCCUCACACUGUCGAUGGUUCUAGUCCGGUUCAUCGUGCGGAGCGGAAGACACAGGGUCAGAUUGCGACUCUGCAAAUCGCGAACGAAGCUCUGUCGGAACAAUUGAAACAGAAGGACAUCCUGAUCGAAGAUCUGGAAGCGAAAUUACUCGAGUCAAUCGGCAGGAAUGAAGCGGAACGACAAGAUAACCAGAGUCAGAUGCAGAGCACACACUCUACAUCUUAUCACCAGCCUGUCAGGAACUCUGAGGAACCUGUCAUAUACGAAAUCACGCGACGGCAGCUCGAGCGCUACCGCGCACAAAACUUUGCUCUUACAGCCAGAGUCGACGAGUUGGUACAGCAUGUCCAAGAAUCAGAUGCGGCAAAAAUAGUUUUGGAAGGGAAUGCAUCACGUCUAGCUCAAGAGUAUUCAAACUUAAAGGCUCAAGCCGAGAUGUUAAGUGGCCAGCUGCAAAGAUCUGAGAGCAUAAACGCCAUAUGGAAAACACGUACUGAAGCGCAAAAACAAAAAGCUGUCGAGAUUAUCUCAUCAAUUGGAGAGUCAGAGGAGGAAGAUCCAUAA
Molecule: messenger RNA, 1191 nt
Organism: Melampsora larici-populina 98AG31
Lineage: Eukaryota; Fungi; Basidiomycota; Pucciniomycetes; Pucciniales; Melampsoraceae
Exons: 9
Coding region: 1-1191 (396 amino acids)
Source: RefSeq, a predicted model, not a curated record